GGUAAUUACCUGUGGAAUGAUAGGAUAUCCCUAAGACCGGAUUCUUACGAGGCAUGCACAAUCUAUAUAAAGCGACGUAUUCGUCGCCAUCUAUUUUGUAGAGAUCAAGCCUUCAAUUACCUCACGGAACGAUCAACUUGCUUCGAAGUGAACAUUACCCAACUGAAACUUUCAGGAAAUCUACUCACAAGCACAGAGGUGAUUGACAACAACCCAACAGCCAUAAUGAAACCAACUCAGAUCAUUUCUGCGAUAACAUUCUCGACGCUCGCAGCGUCCGUCUCCGCACUAGCAGUUUUUAAAGUUAACUACGAAGACGGCAGCGUGAGCUCUGGAUACCCGACGACAGGCUCCCACCGAGUCUUAGUUCCUGGCAACGAACCAAACCUCGCCACGGCUAAGGACGCUGUCUACGUAGUGGCCGGUGGCGCCCACAACACUGCUUUCGCCGUCGCGAACAAGGUGGUUUUGGAUGACCCGGCAUAUGUUGGCGGCGGUUACCCUCGCAGCGAAUUCGGAUUCGCCGGCUUCCCGGGAGCCAUCUACAAGGACGGCGACCAUGGCGAAUACAGCUUCAGCAUGCUGUUCAAGGAUCUUGUGCCUUCCGUGAAGGGAACACGCGAUGCGCCUGCAGAGGACGUGGUCUGGCAGUUCAAACAUCACGGCGGCGGACACGAUCUUCAUCUCGCACUCAUAGGUACGAAUCUCGUGCUCGGCUGGGGCGGGAAUGUCUAUAAGCAAGUGAUCAUUGACGAUGUCAUGCCGUAUGUGAACCAAUGGAUGGAUUUUCGCUUCGACAUACUCUGGAAGAGCGACAACACAGGCUACUUCACUUUCGACAUGAAACUGCCUAGAGAACGCAAGUUGGGGCACAGGUUGGGGCACAGGUUGGGGCACACCGUUGCGAUGAAGAAUCUUCAAACUUAUGUGACCGCGAGUCCCGAUGGCACGCCGUGGACAGGCACCGGCUCGAUCCAGUAUGGCGUGUAUCGCCAUUCGGCCAAUUCUACGGCUGGCGACACGAAGACGCUCAUCGUCUACCACGAUGAAGUCACAGCGACCAACUUCAACGCCACGGCAGACCCUUCCAACUAGGGCAUGCAUGGCUGCAAGGGACCAAGGUGCUCUCGAAGCAAAGCUCGCACUUCGCUCACUACGGCCAGCUAAAGAUUUACCUAGGUGAAGUGGCAGCGAUUCGAGAUUCUUUAGGUCACUGCUUGGAGCAUCGCGUCCUUGGAAGCUGGCGACUCGGUUGCAUGGAAGCACUGGCGAAUGCAUGGCAGGCAUGUAGCAGUGGUGUACGGUCGCACGUUAGCUAGAG
Messenger RNA from Pseudogymnoascus verrucosus, 1321 nucleotides. RefSeq lists its product as uncharacterized. NCBI's taxonomy places the organism in Eukaryota, Fungi, Ascomycota, Leotiomycetes, Thelebolales, Thelebolaceae. The transcript has a single exon. The record is from RefSeq and is a predicted model, not a curated record. The coding region runs from base 226 to 1095 and encodes 289 amino acids.